AUGGCAGCCAAGGAAAGCGCAAUGCGCGAUACACUUUUGAAGAAGAUAGAGUCCUUUCUCGCCAAAAUGGUGCAAACCGUUCGAUAUUACGAAGAACUUCUCUUAGAAGAGGAAAGGGACAUCAAUGCUUACUUAUCUGAGUUACUCUCACUACCAGAAGAAAGCCGAAAACGCGAGUACGAGAUACAAGCCAAACUGCAAAUUAAGAAGAUCCAUGCCGAGAUAGAUGAGUUAAAGCAAAAGAAAAGCGAAAUACCCAGUCGCGUCUUUGAUUUAACCAAACGCAUCGUACCCGAAUCAGAUACUCAAUAUAAGGUAGCCGCCCAACAAGUAGACGAAAUCAUGGCUGCCCAAAGAACCACUUUAGUUAGUGCUAUUAAUCUCUUACUAGCCGGUAUCUUACAAAUGACCAGCAAGCAGCGCGUCUUCUCUCUUUCCACUGAUAUGAAAGAGAAAGAAGACAUACUAGCUCGCCGAUUAGAAACUCUAUCUAACAACACAAUCGCUAGAAUUGAGCAUGUUCAAAAUCCAAAGCUCCUUCCUCCACCGGUUGACAUGAUCAAUCCCCCUGAGAAGGAAGUCAUUGUAGAAGGCACAUCCGCACCAGGCAUGAUCUUUAUCUUAUUUAUUAGUUUAUGCUUUGUCUAUCUCCCCAUUGGACUGAUCUGUUUAGUUAACUUAUUCGGAGCUUGCCAGGUUAAAGCUAUAAUAUCCACUCUUGAAGCACUAAGACCACGGGCCGAGUGGAUAGUAACUAUAAUAUCAGCUCUACCCCUACUGAGUAGUAUGAUCUUCCUAAACCUUAUUUGCACCAUGCUCUGCAACAAAACCUACUACGCCAAACGUCCAAUCUGGGGAUCUUUACUACUAACUUUCAUCCAGGUAGCUUCACUCGUAUCUCUACCCGUUGGUGAGUACUAUCUUUUGCGCGGGUUUAUUAAACGCUGGGCAACUAGUACUUAUGGUCUUGUGUAUCUCUUUUUCAUCUAUCUCUUCACAACCGUACUAGUCGGCUUCUGUUCCUCAGUCUAUCGCAAGUCCGCUGAUGGCAUGGGCUCAGUCGUGCACUUUCUCUUCUCCGGCGCCCGCACUAUCUGCUUUGCCGCCAUACUUUACCUAUUUGUCCUCGUGACUGCCACCGCCGGUCUGAUUGUUAAAACCCACUUCUUGAAAACCCCCACUACUAUUAUAAACACCGCCGCCGAAUUAUUUGAGCAACUCGGUCGCUAG
Nematocida homosporus is the source of this 1230-nucleotide messenger RNA. RefSeq lists its product as uncharacterized. Bases 1 to 1230 code for a protein of 409 amino acids. The transcript has a single exon. The record is from RefSeq and is a predicted model, not a curated record. NCBI's taxonomy places the organism in Eukaryota, Fungi, Microsporidia.